GGCGGAGGCCUGAGCAGUCUGAGCAGUGAUGGCGGCGGCUGUGGUGACGGCGGCGGCGGCGGCCCCGGCGCCGGCAGCCGGAGCGGAUGGCGCCUCCUCAGUGCACUGGUUCCGCAAAGGGCUGCGGCUCCACGACAACCCCGCGCUGCUGGCGGCCGUGCGCGGGGCGCGCUGCGUACGCUGCGUUUACAUCCUGGACCCUUGGUUCGCGGCCUCCUCCUCAGUGGGGAUCAAUCGUUGGAGGUUCCUACUUCAGUCUCUGGAAGAUUUGGAUACAAGUUUGAGGAAACUGAACUCUCGCCUGUUUGUAGUCCGGGGACAGCCCGCUGACGUGUUCCCAAGGCUAUUCAAGGAAUGGGGGGUGACCCGCUUGACCUUUGAAUAUGACUCUGAACCUUUUGGGAAAGAACGUGACGCAGCCAUCAUGAAGAUGGCCAAGGAGGCCGGUGUGGAGGUGGUGACUGAGAACUCUCACACUCUCUAUGACCUGGACAGGAUUAUCGACCUGAACGGGCAGAAGCCACCCCUUACCUACAAGCGCUUUCAGGCCAUCAUCAGCCGCAUGGAGCUGCCCAAGAAGCCCGUGGGCUCCGUAACGAGCCAGCAGAUGGAGAGCUGCAGGGCCGAGAUCCAGGAGAACCAUGAUGAAGCCUAUGGCGUGCCCUCCCUGGAGGAGCUGGGGUUCCCUACUGAAGGACUUGGCCCGGCUGUUUGGCAAGGAGGAGAGACAGAAGCUCUGGCCCGCCUGGAUAAGCAUUUGGAACGGAAGGCUUGGGUCGCCAACUAUGAGAGGCCCCGAAUGAAUGCCAACUCCCUGCUGGCCAGCCCCACGGGCCUCAGCCCCUACCUGCGCUUUGGCUGCCUCUCGUGCCGCCUCUUCUACUACCGCCUGUGGGACCUGUACAAAAAGGUGAAGCGGAACAGCACGCCCCCCCUCUCCCUGUUUGGGCAACUCCUGUGGCGAGAGUUCUUCUACACGGCAGCCACCAACAACCCCAGGUUUGACCGCAUGGAGGGGAACCCCAUCUGCAUCCAGAUCCCCUGGGACCGCAACCCUGAGGCCCUGGCCAAGUGGGCCGAGGGCAAGACAGGCUUCCCUUGGAUUGAUGCCAUCAUGACCCAGCUGAGGCAGGAGGGCUGGAUCCACCAUCUGGCCCGGCACGCUGUGGCCUGCUUCCUCACCCGCGGAGACCUCUGGGUCAGCUGGGAGAGCGGGGUCCGGGUAUUUGAUGAGCUGCUCCUGGAUGCAGAUUUCAGCGUGAACGCGGGCAGCUGGAUGUGGCUGUCCUGCAGUGCUUUCUUCCAACAGUUCUUUCACUGCUACUGCCCUGUAGGCUUUGGCCGCCGCACAGACCCCAGUGGAGACUACAUCAGGCGAUACCUGCCCAUAUUGAAAGGAUUCCCCUCUCGAUACAUCUAUGAGCCCUGGAAUGCCCCAGAGUCCAUUCAGAAGGCAGCCAAAUGCAUCAUUGGUGUGGACUAUCCCCGGCCCAUUGUCAACCAUGCUGAGACCAGCCGACUCAACAUUGAGCGAAUGAAGCAGAUUUAUCAGCAGCUCUCCCGCUACCGGGGACUCUGUCUGCUGGCUUCUGUCCCUUCCUGUGUGGAAGACCUCAGCAACCCGGUGGCAGAGCCCAGCUCGAGCCAGACUGGGAAUGUGAGCAGUGCAGGCCCAAGAGCGCUACCGAGUGGCCCAGCAUCCCCGAAACGCAAGCUGGAAGCAGCCGAGGAGCCACCGGGCGAAGAACUCAGCAAACGGGCGAGGGUGGCAGGGUUGCCCGCCCCAGAGCUGCCGAGCAGGGACGUCUGAGGUGAGGCAAAUGCCACAAAAAGAAAGCAGAGACCUGGAGAGGAAGCUGUAGGAGAAAUGGCCCCAUGGCAGGAUCUGAGGAUGCUCCUGGACCUUCUGCCCUCGUGGACGGGCUGUGUUCCGUAGGCAGGCCAGUGGAGGGCAGCACUAACCUUCAGAAGACAAGCAGAGGGCUGGGCACUGCUGGCCAGGCCCAGCCCUGCCUGAGGACCAGUAGAGUCUGGCUGCCCAUGGUCUCUGCCUCUUGAAGCCACUCCUCUGUUCUCACCUUCCUCCUGGCCUUGGCUCUGCACUUCCCUGUCAGCACUCAGCUUUCUUGGAAGCCCCCUGAAUGUCAUUUACAAAAUAAAAAUUGGCUCCCUCCCCAGAGCAGGAAAGGACUUUUAUGCCUUUCUUGGGGAAAUAUAAAUUACUCUUCUCUUUGAGUCAUCAUCCCAGGCUGUUCUUUAUGUGCCAUGUCUGCGUCAUUAGAUUGGAGAGGAUGCUUUUUCUCUAUGGAGCCCAUGGAUUCUUUUUUCCACACCCUUCCAUUUCAGGGCCAGGUGAGGCCAUCUGAUUCGAGCGGCUAAGCUUGAGUGCUGGGUGAGACAACGAUUGUUUGAUGCUUGUGCCCUUUACCCUAUGAGGCUCUUGGUCAUAGACGUCACUGAUAGAUUUGUGCUGACUUGUUCCAGAAGCACUGGCAGGCUUAGAUACUACUCUCUUAGUUAUCCCUUAGCUCUUUGAUACUAAGCAAAGUUCAUUCUGCCUUACAAAUCUGGACCUUGCCAGGCUGUCACUCCCGACUUUGAGGUGAGAAGAUCAAAGAAUAGAGAGGUUAAAUGUCUGGAUCAAGGUUGCUCAGUAAGCUAAUGGCAUCCAAUUCAGCAUGAAAUUAUUGCCAGGAGCUAUGUGAGGUAGGGGAGUAUAUGCAUAUAAGAUAUGUGAUGAUGCCCACCCACAAGCAUUUAACAGUCUGCUUAGAAAAAGAGGGCAAAUAACUUCUAAUUCCUAGACAGAUGAUAUAGACUCUACAUGCUUGUCAUAAGCCAGCGGUUGGUGGGCUGGAGUGAUCAGGGAAUACAGUACAGAAGUUUACGCUUGGGGCUAAAAGGUAAGUUGGAUUUAGACCACAAGGAGGGCAUUUUGGACAAGAAAAAUAGCUUAAUGAUUAUGUGAUCUUGUACAAGUUAGUUAACUGGUAUGAGACUUCGUUUCCUUACCUAUAAAGUAGGUUGUUACAAAGCCUAAAUGGUUACAUUUAUGUGUCUGAUAGGAGCGCGCGGCACUGCUGGGAGUAGGAAAGCUGUCUGCUCUGGCUCGAGCAGACAGGGGUUUGUUUUUCUCACCUAACAGGAGGCCCUAAUGCGCGCCUUGCUGGUUUUGAGUUGGCUCAACUAUGUCAGAGCCAGUUUCUCUGAGAUUCUCUUGUUCUGUGGUGUCAAGGUGGCUGCCACAGCCUCAGCCAUCAAUUUCUCAUCCAAAGCAAGAAAGAAGAGACCACUGUGCUCAUUUAUCAGUAAACACACACCAAGUCAACACAGUUUGCCAGACACUUUUGUGCACAUGAGGAUACUGAGAUGUGCUGAACAAGACUGACAAAGGCCCUUCCCUCUUGGGUGCAUCUUGGUGGGAGGAGACAGAUGGUAAACAAGUAGAUAUAGUGGAGAGGCUCUAAGUGGUAUGAAGAAAAAAAAUAACGUUGGUAAGAAGAUAGAAAGUAAAGGUUGGCCCACAGUGGGGGGUUGCAAUUUUAAGAUUGGAGAAGAACAAACAAACAAAAAGAUUGGGAGGGGAUGCCUCUCUCCCUUUUCAUCAAGAAAAUAAAAGCUUUCCCAGAAUACCCUUCUCCCGGCUUUUCAUGUUGGUCUCAUGAGCCCACACUGAGUCACAAGGCCACCUCCAGUGUGGGAAGUAGGGAUCCAGGUUAUUAGGAUUGGUUUAGACCAUUGGUUUUCCAACUUGAGUGAGAAACAGAAUCCCCUGGAGGAUUUGUGAAACCACAGAUUGCUGGGCCCCACCCCCAGAACUUCUGAUCCUGUAGGUCUGGGGUGGGGCCUGAGAAUUUGCAUUUCUUUUUUUUUUUUUUAAUGUGUUUAUUUUUGAGACUGAGAGAGACAGAGCAUGAGCAGGGGAGGGUCAGAGAGAGAGGGAGACAGAGAAUCCAAAGCAGGCUCCAGGCUCUGGGCUGUCAGCACAGAGCCCGAUGUGGGGCUCGAACCCACAGACUGUGAGAUCAUGACCUGAGCUGAAGUCAGACACUUAACCGACUGAGCCACCCAGGCGCCCCGAGAAUUUGCAUUUCUAACAAGUUCCCAGCAGCCGAUGAUGCUGCUGUUCUGGGACUGUACUUUGAGACUCACUGACUUAGACCAAUCAUGAUCCAUUGUCUGUGCCGGUCUGUGACCCACUGAACAAAAUCAGGGUUUUGGUAGCUAGGAAGUGUGGGUACUGGUAAGACAGCUAACAGCGUCUAGGUAAUAGGCAAGGCAGUUAGCCCAAUGCCUGGCUCAUAAGUAUCCAGUAAAUGGUAGCUAUUAUUAUAGAUAUCAUCACUAUUAUUUUAGAAGAACAUAAGGCUACUGUUGGGUUGGAGCCUGCAGGGUCUUAAAUGUCAGGCAGGUGAGUCCUUGUACUCUGGACACUAAGGACCAUUUUGGAACAGGAGAGUGAACUGAUCAAACAGGCGUUUUUGGAAGGCAUUGGGCUGGGGUCUGCAGAGGAAAUGGUGGCAGUGGGGGAGCCAGCUGAGACGCGAUAGCAGUGACUCCAAGUAAAAACAUUACAAGGGUGCGGACGUCAGCCUGUCUCUGGCCUGGCCACCCAGGAGAUUAUCCGUUGGUCAACUGGGAUCUUAAGGACUGAUUCUCAAGAUUUACUAUGCUCUUAAUCAUGGCUAAUUGCUUGGAAGUGGGGGGCUAGGAGGUCAGAGGACAAGACAGACUGGGGAAGAAUGCACGUGUUCUUUGAAAACCCUGAGAGAAGAGAGUAUACUUGGGUUUCACUGGGUGCUGGUGGUAGUGCCUGGUCCCCAAGACAUUCAGCAUCCUUAUCUGUAAAACAGUGAUAAUAGCACCUUGUCCCCUGCCCUGCCAAUCGAGCACACGUUAGGGAAAGAAAAUGAAAACCCGUAUGUGCAAAAAAGCCUUUGAACAAGGUCAAAUGCACCAUGGAGAUGAAAUCACAUUACCAUCUUGUACAUGCUUCUCAGGGUGUCUUGAAUUGUGUUAUUGUUACUUUAGCCAGAGGCAGCCCUCUGGGCUAAGUGGACCACAGAGCUGUGGCCACGUGGCCAGAGUUGACACGGGACACUGAGAAGCAGGAGACUUACCCUUCUCCCCUCUUCUCUUGGUCAGCAUUAGUUGUGUGACUUGGGGCAGGAUACCUGGCCUUUCUGAGACUGCAUCUAUAAGGUGUGACUAAUCAUUCUUUACCAGCCUGAAGGCUCCAUCCUGAAUCUUCUGAGGCCCCAUUUAGCUCUGAGCUCUGUGGCUUUGUGAUUCCAUUAUUUCUAAUGCCUCAGAGCUAUGGCAGUUCACAGGACAGACAACAAUUUACAGUGUAAAACAUGCCUUGAUAUCAGUAGGUUUCAUGCUUACCUAAAACCCACACCAAUGUCUGUUCUGCAUUUGGUGGUAUUGUACAAUGUUCACUAAACUGAAAAAUAAGCCAGUCUCCAAAUAGCUAUCAUUUCAGAGGCUUCCCUAUAAUCCCUAAAGCUGCUGACUGCUCAGGAUUCCAUUAGCCUCGAAUUGUGUACAGAUUUUUCUUAUUGGUCCAAUUGCUUUGUCAUGGGGGAGCAGCGCACAUGAUCCAUUUGCCCAUCGGCUGGCACACAGUGGUUGUUGAGAGAAGCCCCAAUUGAAUACAGAAGUCUCCUGGCCAAGGGUCACCUCUUCCCCUCCCCUGCCCACAGGUCACCAAGCUUGGUUAGCCCUGGGGCUUCACUGCAGAAAACCUGACGUCUGGAAUCUCUUCCUUGUCGUUUUAGCACUUCCGUUGUGUGUCCCUCAUGUGAAACAAUGUAUGGGAAAGGCAGCGGGUGACCUAAAAUGCUAUACAGUAGAUGUGGAGACAGUGGGACUCUGGUCUUACGCUCAGACCAGUGUCUGCAUUGCCAUCCUGCGCUCACUGCCUGGGAGCCUUCACCCGAGUUGCCUCACCUCUCCUCACCUCUCCACUUCUCACUUCCUGACCUGGAAACGAGAAGUUGGGACUCAGUGUCCCUUUGCACUUUCCCAACCAAGUAGCUGUUGGCUGGCUGACAUCCCCUCCCCUUGCUGUAGGAUUUAUAUGGUGCAGGAAGGGAAAGGGUGUCACUGACAUGAGAAAUGAGACGGAGCUGAGAGCCCUGCUUUGUAGCCCAUCUCAGCCCAUCCAAGCCCGGCUGUGCCUCUGUUCCUCCUUCUUCCUAACUUGCGAGCUGGUGGCAAACCCUCUGCCCCUUUCAAGCUCUUGGGCACCGAGACCUGGUUGCAGGCUCCAAAGUUUCCGCCAACCUUGAGCUGUUGGGGUAUCCUCUGCUGAUGUAAGCUCCUGCGUGCACAUCAUCCACACGCCCCUUCUGGGCUGGGGUCAGGGGAAGGGUAGACUCACAGACUUGGAUUUCUUGUUAGCAUCUGGCUCACAGGUAGCCUGGGGGUAAUUCGAACAGUGGGUGCACUGAGGGAGGCAGUCAUUAACUUACUUUGUGUUCAGCUGCUGCUUCUGUGUUUCUUACAUUUAAUGACAGGUUGAAAGAGUUGGACAAUUGAGAGAUUGAUUUUUCAGUGCAUGUUUUAUGAGUUGAUUUUUCCCUUGGUGCCUCCCCCUACCUGUUCUUCCCUUUCUUUUAAUGCUGCAGUUGUCAUUUUCUUGCAGGGCCUCCUUUGAUUUCCCCAGUCCACGUUUUUUUCUGCAGACUU
Messenger RNA from Acinonyx jubatus (cheetah), 6693 nucleotides. RefSeq names its product cryptochrome circadian regulator 2 (gene CRY2). The record is from RefSeq and is a predicted model, not a curated record. Gene Ontology annotation, molecular function: FAD binding; DNA binding. Bases 29 to 1810 code for a protein of 593 amino acids. The transcript has 12 exons. Gene Ontology annotation, cellular component: nucleus; cytoplasm. Lineage: Eukaryota; Metazoa; Chordata; Mammalia; Carnivora; Felidae. Gene Ontology annotation, biological process: circadian regulation of gene expression; negative regulation of DNA-templated transcription; entrainment of circadian clock by photoperiod.